Molecule: messenger RNA, 405 nt
Organism: Puccinia graminis f. sp. tritici CRL 75-36-700-3
Lineage: Eukaryota; Fungi; Basidiomycota; Pucciniomycetes; Pucciniales; Pucciniaceae
Exons: 1
Coding region: 1-405 (134 amino acids)
Source: RefSeq, a predicted model, not a curated record
AUGAAAGCUUCGACUACAUGGAUCUUCCUGUUCAUGCUCACCGCACUACUCGUAAACGGUAUGGUCGAGCGUAGCGCCAAGGUGGUAGCCGUAUCUUGGCCGAAACAAUGGGUCCUACCCGCUUUUCUAGGCCCGCCUCCGGGCGAGGGUGAUUUUUUUACACGCCGAGCAACGGCUCUAUAUAUCUGGAAAGAUCAGCUCAUUCGGUUUUAUCCUCAUCAGGAUUCCAACUGGCUCGUGUUCAAUGACAUGGACUGUGAGGUCCUCAUCACUGCCCACUUCAAAAACCCCGAUGGACAUCAAUCAAAAACCGACUUCAUUCUCGCAAGCAAAGUCAACAAUCAUCUCCACAUACCCUACACUACAGAGCUGAUAAUCGAUGUUGUUUCCGUGGGUGGCGUAUAG